AUAAUACGGAAUCCCUCGUUGUUAGCCAUUCGAACCAAAUCCUAAUUGACAUGUUAUCCACGCCUGCUCGGUAGAAUAUAGAACAUAUGAGCUAGAGUAAGCGUGAUCAGUUUGGUGUUUAUCUCGUUUUAUCCUUAUAUUUAUAACAGAGAUAAACAGAUUAUUGGCGGAUGUACAGUUGACAUGGUCAAUUCAAAAAAUGGAAUAUUGAUCGUUGCUGGUUGACAUGAUUUCUGUAUAAAUGUCAUAUACUUAUAGUUAGUAGAUUUGUUCCACAAAUGAAUAGAAGAACCUUUUGUUAAAUCACAGCUGAUUUACAGGUUUUGUAUAAAAAUGAUUCCUCCAAUUGCUCCGGGACAGUCCGAUUUGAAUCAAGACAUGGUUGGAUGGAACAACACGUUCAAUAUGCGACCAUUCACGUUACUCAAUUUGGCCGCCAACACUUUGGGUAUGAAGAAUGGUGCGAAAGUCACCAUUCAGAACCAUAGAAAAUCUUACAGCGUUACCAGCGCUACUAAGUCCUUAGAUUUGCUGCGGAAGAAUGUCCAAAUGGCAAUAAAUAAAGAUAUUGACAAUAUUAUUAAGAAGUAUUUGGAU
Dendroctonus ponderosae (mountain pine beetle) is the source of this 597-nucleotide messenger RNA. RefSeq lists its product as uncharacterized. The record is from RefSeq and is a predicted model, not a curated record. Lineage: Eukaryota; Metazoa; Arthropoda; Insecta; Coleoptera; Curculionidae. Gene Ontology annotation, molecular function: DNA binding; nucleosome binding. Gene Ontology annotation, cellular component: nucleus.